Molecule: messenger RNA, 318 nt
Organism: Rotaria socialis
Lineage: Eukaryota; Metazoa; Rotifera; Eurotatoria; Philodinida; Philodinidae
Source: the annotation of a GenBank genome assembly
AUGGAAUUUAUCGUAGAAUGUUGUAAUGAACACGAUGACUUAGUUCGAGCACGAUUUCAAUCACGUCACUCAAACAGCAAGAACCAUAUUGCUACUGUACAAUUCGACCACCACAAACAACAACCGACCGAUGCAUGGUAUUGCACUUGUUCUGCAGCUGCACGAGAAGUCGGCAUGUGCUCUCACGUAACAGCCCUUCGAUGGCACUUAGGUGUUAACAAAGCUGUUAUUUCCACCGAUAAUCAUCCGCUCUCUGCAUCGCGAUUGAUCAAAGCCAUCGACGACAGCACACACUUCAGCGAAGAUGAUCUAUCCUGA